AUGACUCAAGCGUCAAGUGUUGAUUACAGGACCUUAGAACUUAAAUUGCUUAAUAUAUGGAUUCCAGCCGUAGGUGCGAGGACAGCUGCUGAUUUUGGUGUAAAGCAAUUUGAGACAUUUCUUGCAGAAGAAAUUGCUUGGGUGUUGCCGGAAUUGGAUAUUAAAAAAGAAACUAUUGAAAAUAUUUUCGAGCACCAUUUUGUUGAACAAGAUCAUCAGAGUUCGUUUGAUACUCAGCCACCAUUUCAACUCAGUGAAGCAAUAUUGACGGGAAGUUUGAGUGAAGGUAUUUACCUCCCUUCCAUAGAGCCACCAGACAUGGACUUCAUGUGCGUGUUAAAGAAUAUCAUGUUUUCUAAGAAAGAUCAAGAAGAUGGUUGCUUGUCGUUGAGAGAUGAUACGCCUUUCGUUUACGCAUUUAUCACAAACAAAGCAACGCAAUAUCUCUGGAGAGAGUUUUAUGACGAUGCAGCUAAUAAAGAGGGAGUGUAUCGACUCUCUUCAAGAAAAUUAAAAGAAAAGCUACACGAAAACUACCAAAAAUCCGGCAGAACCAUUUUCCCUUUCCUUGACAAUGAACAACUUCAAGAGGUUACGGAAGGUGCAGCAUUGACCGUCCGUGCGUCAAAACCAUCGUGCUCUCUGGUUUAUUAUGCAAUAGUGCUGACGAAAAAAAUCUUUUCCCAACCAAUAGCUGAAUUACUUGACACCGAAACACUAGAAUUCCUCCAUAGCGCCUUUAACUCAGAUACUUUUUUUAAUAGAAAACUGUUUUCCAGCGAUAUUGUGUUGUCUAUAUUCUGCAAAGGAUGGCCGUCUUGCGCAAACGAAUGGAUUAUACGAAAGAGACUUUGGCCAGAUAUACAUUCGGUGAACAAAAUCACACAAGGUGGAUUUCACAUUGUCCCUAAGAGCUCGCCAGAUGGAGAUUUUCGUUUGUCUUUUUCAUGUGCCGAAAAGAUGCUAAUUAAAACACUAAUACCUCUACAGCAUAAAGUAAUGACAGCUUUCAAAGCAGUUGUGAAAUAUUAUCAAAAUACCUGUAGUUCAAAUCUGAAGGAGAUUAUAUCAAGUUAUCAUUUGAAAACAAUCGCAUUUUGGCAUUUUGAGAAAUCCUCACAAGAAUCUUGGACGGUGGGAACUUUAGUUCAUCAUCUUAUUACAUUACUCGAAGAGUUAGCAGAAGCUUUGAGAAUGCAAAGUCUUCCAAUGUAUUUUAUGCCAAAGUUUAACCUCCUCCAAGAUGUUGACGAUCCCGAAAUCACACUGGAAUUAAUGGAAAAGAUUUCGCAACUUUCACAAAACUUCUCUGCGAUGUCUAAAGCUGUAAGCAUUUAUACACCGUGA
Molecule: messenger RNA, 1347 nt
Organism: Paramuricea clavata
Lineage: Eukaryota; Metazoa; Cnidaria; Anthozoa; Malacalcyonacea; Plexauridae
Source: the annotation of a GenBank genome assembly